CGCAGCGCUCUCCGCUCGGCCCGCCCCUUCAGGGCCUCUUCCUCGGCCCGCCCCUCUCCACCCCGGCCAAUUAGGGAGAGGAGGCGGAGUCCUGCUUGCCGCGGUGCUCCCUGGGUAGCGUCCCUAGUUACUGUUGCUAAGGCUGCAGGUCUUCGGAGCCGGUGAGGGUCAGAAGUGGGAACCAGGACCUGAGAGGUCAAGGGUCGGUGCAGAGCCGGGGAGGAGAUGGUGAAUCAGCCGAUCCAGAUUUUCGCGAGGGUGAAGCCUCCUCUCCGGAAACACCAGCAAGGGAUUUAUUCCAUAGAUGAAGAUGAAAAAUUAACAGCUAGCUUGGAAAUUAUCUUACCACGUGAUUUGGCAGAUGGAUUUGUGAAUAAUAAACGAGAAAGCUACAAAUUUAAAUUUCAAAGGAUUUUUGAUCAGGAUGCAAACCAAGAGACCAUUUUUGUCAACAUUGCCAAACCAGUUGCUGAGAGUGUGCUGGCAGGUUACAAUGGUACCAUCUUUGCGUAUGGGCAGACCGGCAGUGGAAAGACGUUCACUAUCACGGGCGGGGCUGAGCGUUACAGCGACAGAGGCAUUAUCCCAAGGACACUGUCAUACAUCUUUGAGCAGUUACAAAAGGACAGCAGCAAAGUAUAUACAACACACAUUUCCUAUUUGGAAAUCUACAAUGAAUGUGGUUAUGAUCUGUUGGAUCCAAGACAUGAAGCCUCCAGUUUGGAAGAUUUGCCGAAAGUGACAAUAUUGGAGGACCCUGAUCAGAACAUUCACCUGAAAAACCUGUCUCUCCACCAGGCGACGACGGAGGAGGAAGCUCUGAAUUUGCUUUUCCUAGGGGACACUAACAGGAUGAUUGCAGAGACUCCUAUGAAUCAAGCUUCAACCCGUUCCCACUGCAUUUUCACUGUUCACUUGUCAAGCAAGGAACCAGGAUCUGCAACCGUCCGACAUGCCAAACUCCACUUGGUGGACCUGGCUGGUUCAGAGCGAGUGGCAAAGACUGGCGUCGGGGGGCAGCUUCUAACCGAGGCCAAGUACAUCAACCUGUCACUUCAUUACUUAGAACAGGUUAUCAUCGCCCUUUCGGAAAAACACCGUUCCCACAUCCCCUAUAGGAACUCCAUGAUGACCAGUGUCCUGAGAGACAGCCUGGGGGGAAACUGCAUGACGACCAUGAUCGCCACGCUCUCUCUAGAGAAAAGGAAUAUUGACGAAUCUAUAUCCACCUGCAGAUUUGCACAGCGCGUGGCACUUAUAAAGAAUGAAGCUGUUCUUAAUGAAGAAAUUGAUCCCAGAUUGAUGAUUAUACGCCUCCAAAAGGAAAUCCAGGAACUAAAGGAGGAACUGGCCCUUGUCACGGGGGAGCUGAGGACAGAGGCGCUCACGGAGGCGGAGCUCCACCAGCUGGAAAAACUAAUAGCAUCCUUUUUGGAAGACCAAGAUCCAGAGAGUAGACUAGAGGUUGGCGCCGAUAUGCGUAAAAUUCAUCACUGCUUUCAUCAUUUAAAGAAACUACUGAAUGACAAGAAGAUCCCUGAGAAGAGUACAGUCCCCGCUGUAAUCAAAAACCAAGACUGCCAAGAACCAGUACAGGAGGAAGAGUACCGGAAGCUCCGGGACAUACUGACACAGAGAGACAACGAGAUCAAUAUUCUGGUCAACAUGUUAAAAAAGGAAAAGAAGAAAGCUCAGGAUGCCCUCCAUCUAUCUGGCAUGAACGUAAGUGAACUCAGACACUCCAAGAGCUCACCUUUCCAACCCAGGAAGCCAGAGGAAGGUCAAAGGACGCUGCUGUCCUCAGCUCCCACUCAAGCCCAGGACUUCGGCACUUUUGGGUACAGAUCCAAUUUGCUCCACAAAAAAACAGGGAUGAGAGAGGAAAUGUCUUUAGGACGCCAGGAGGCUUUCGAAAUCUUCAAGAGGGACCACUCUGACAGCGUUACCCUGGAUGACAACAAGCAGAUUCUGAAACAGAGGUUUUCUGAAGCAAAGGCCCUGGGAGAAAGCAUCAAUGAAGCAAGACGUAAAAUUGGUCACCUGAAGGAAGAACUCACCCAGCGGCACAUCCAGCAAGUAGCGCUAGGCAUCUCGGAACACACGGCUGUGCCCCCGGUGCCGGACCCGCGGGAAGAGACGCUGCGCUCCCAGCUGGAGGAAGAAAAGACCAGGUACAAAACAAUGUUCACGCGCCUGAAAGCCCUGAAGGUGGAGAUCGAGCACCUGCAGCUGCUUAUGGACAAGGCCAAGGUGAAGCUGCAGAAACAGUUUGAAGCCUGGUGGGCAGAGGAGGCCAGCAGACUACAGGCAGAUUCGCCGGCAGUGAAUUCAGUGGAUCACGCGAAGCCGUGUCUGCAGGUGUCUGAACCCCAGCGCGAGCGGUCCUGCCUGCCCGUUGCCACCGCGAGUGUCGUCAGUGCCCGGAGGAUCGCGCCCUCACCCUGCGCCAGCCUGCACAGCCAGGAGCUGGGCGGCAGCAGCACCCCCGGAGAAGGCAGCACCCCCAGGAGACCGAUGUCAUCCAUCCCCCUCACCGGGGACAGCCAGACGGACUCGGACAUCCUGGCCUUCAUCAAGGCCAGGCAGAGCAUCCUGCAGAAGAAAUGUUUGGGAAGCAACUGAAUGUCGACAAGAGUCCAGCAGGGCUCUGCACCAACUGUGCCACUGCACUCCAGCUUCAGAAGUGGGCUAUGGGCUGCUGGCUGCCUGGAGAAGCUUGCAACCUUGACUCCAGGAGGGGUUUUGUUUCCUUAGGGAUGUUGUCCUGGAGGCCACCAGAGAGACUGAGCCAAGGCUGACCGCGACCUCCUUCCUGCGUUACCGGAGCUUUUGGCGGGGCCACGCAAUGCCAGGGUGCUGGGUGGGGGGAGGGGUGAGGGCUUUGGUUCCUGCUGCCAUGAUGUUUCACUUAGACAAUGAAAACCCUCUGAGGUUACAAACUUGACCCAUCACAGUGUCCCGACAGGGGAGCUCACACUGGUGGCAUGAAAGGGACAGUAACCAGCUCAUGUCUGGCUGUUUACUAGCCACCCCCGGCUACUCCCUGGUUCAGAAGCCCAGGACUGGCUGUGGGAGGCAAAAUGGGGAGACUUGAUGCCCCCCCCCGCCCCACUCCGCACAUCACCCUCGGCCUGGACAGCCUGCAGUGUUGGCCACACGUGAGCAAGCCAUGUCUCUAAGGGGCUGUUCUCCUGCACAGUCUGAGCCAUCGCAGCACCAGGGAGGGGUGCGUGGCUCCAUGAGCUCUGCAGAGAGCCUAGGAGAAGGCAGGGUGGCCCCGAGGGCCUCCCAGUCUGCACCCAGCCACUCGGGCUCUGCAGGAUUUGGGCUGAAACUCCUGUUCCCAAGUUAGCUGCCUGGGGGUGCACCGUGGAGUCCAGGGUGUGUCGGAUGUGUGUGUUGGCGGGGGCGGGGAUCCUCUCCUCUCAGUAAGCUCUCUGACACGCAGGCACUGGCUCAGGGACUCCACGCUGUGGCACAGGCCCUUGGAGAACCUCUGCCCGCCCCAGGGGCUGCAGCUGGGGAGGGGCAUGAAGGCAGGAGGGAGGGCACCUGGACACAAAGCCAACUCAAUAAAGCUCUGUUGCCUCUGUCGGUAAACACAGGCGUUGUGACCCUGCGGGCAGAGCAGAGAGAGGAUGUGGUGUCAGUGGCUGGUUGGUUGGUUUGUGUUUUUUGUUAGGGCUGAAGAAGAUAAAAAUCAUUGCAUUUCAGAGCGAGGCAGGUUCCUAAAGCUCCUAUAAUUGGGCACCCCUGCUUCGCUUCCUAACAUGAGAAAACCCAAGCAGAGGGGACAGCAGGCAGUGUCCCACCUCCCAGGGGCUUCGCCCAGCGCCGCAUCUCCUAGUUACUCUCUCCCAUCACCAUGUAUCUCCUGCAGCACUUCCUGACAUGUUCCCUUUCUCUACAUGCUUCUCUUCUUAAUUAAUGAGCCACAACACCCUUCCCCCAGCCCUUAAGACUAAAAGCUCAAGGCUGGCGCCGCGGCUCAAUAGGCUAAUCCUCCGCCUUGCAGCGCCGGCACACCGGGUUCUAGUCUCGGUCGGGGCGCCGGAUUCUGUCCCGGUUGCCCCUCUUCCAGGCCAGCUCUCUGCUGUGGCCUGGGAGUACAGUGGAGGAUGGCCCAAGUGCUUUGGCCCUGCACCCCAUGGGAGACCAGGAGAAGCACCUGGCUCCUGGCUUCAGAUCAGCGCAGUGUGCCAGCCACGGCUGCCAUUGGAGGGUGAACCAACAGCAAAUGAAGACUUUUCUCUCUGUCUCUCUCUCUCUUACUGUCCACUCUGCCUGUCAAAAAAAAAAAAAAAAAAAAAAACUAAAA
Oryctolagus cuniculus (rabbit) is the source of this 4318-nucleotide messenger RNA. It is a transcript of the gene KIF6, whose product is annotated as kinesin family member 6. NCBI's taxonomy places the organism in Eukaryota, Metazoa, Chordata, Mammalia, Lagomorpha, Leporidae. Gene Ontology annotation, molecular function: ATP binding; microtubule binding; microtubule motor activity. The record is from RefSeq and is a predicted model, not a curated record. Gene Ontology annotation, biological process: microtubule-based movement.